Messenger RNA from Trichoderma harzianum CBS 226.95, 1888 nucleotides. RefSeq names its product glycoside hydrolase family 16 protein. NCBI's taxonomy places the organism in Eukaryota, Fungi, Ascomycota, Sordariomycetes, Hypocreales, Hypocreaceae. The record is from RefSeq and is a predicted model, not a curated record. The transcript has 3 exons. Bases 309 to 1502 code for a protein of 397 amino acids. Gene Ontology annotation, biological process: carbohydrate metabolic process; fungal-type cell wall organization. Gene Ontology annotation, molecular function: glycosyltransferase activity; hydrolase activity, hydrolyzing O-glycosyl compounds. Gene Ontology annotation, cellular component: fungal-type cell wall.
CUAGCCUUCCCUUCUCUUUUCCUCUCUUUUUUCCUCUCGUCCCUUUUAAUCGUCAUCACACUUUCUCGUUAAAAGCCUCUCGAGCUUCCUCAACUUCUCCUCGAGUCCCCUCCCGCGUCUUUUCUUUUGCGCAGUCUCUCGCUACCAGCCUUUCGGAUUGACCGACUAUCGCUUGGUUUUUGCAGCCAUAAUCCUGCAUAGGUUAAUAAUAUCUUUCGACCGUCUUAUACUUGCACAUUUUCCACCCGUCAAUCCGGUUAUUUAUUUAUUUUCGACAAUCCGUCGCUAUCGUAUAAUCAUCUGCAACCAUGCUUUCCAAGACCUUCACCACCGCUGCUCUGGCUCUUGCCGCCUCCACCCUGGUGUCUGCCCAGACCUCCACGGACUGCAACCCUCUCGAGAAGACUUGCCCUAACGACCCUGCCUUCGGAAAGAACGACGGCGACUGUGACUUCACCAAGGGCGCCUGUGGCAACUUCGAGAGCCUUCCCGGCACCACCCUCAAGUACAACGGCAACGGUGCUGUCUUCUCCAUCAGCACCGAGAAGGAGGCCCCUACCAUCCGCACUGGCAAGUACAUCUUCUUCGGCCGCAUCGAUGUCGUUGUCCAGGCCGCCGCCGGUGCCGGUAUCGUCACCUCUGCCGUUCUCCAGUCCGACGAUCUUGACGAGAUCGAUUGGGAGUGGGUUGGCGGUGACAACGCCCAGGCUCAGACCAACUACUUCAGCAAGGGUAACACCGCUACUUACGACCGUGGUGCUUUCCACCCCGUCUCCAACCCUCUGGGAUCUUUCCACACCUACUCUGUUGAGUGGACUUCUGCUGGUGUCAACUGGCUGAUCGACAACAACGUCGUCCGCAGCCUCACUGCUGCUAACGCCGAGGGCGGUGCUGCCGGCCUUCCCCAGACCCCCAUGCAGGUCAAGCUCGGAACCUGGGUCGCUGGUCGCAAGGAUGCUCCCCAGGGCACCGUCGAGUGGGCUGGUGGUUACACCGAUUUCUCCAAGGCUCCCUUCCUCGGCUACUACAAGAGCAUCUCCAUUGUCGACUACGCCGGUGCUGAUGCCCCUACCUCCAAGAGCGUCAAGGAGUACAUCUACGGCGACCACAGCGGUUCCUGGCAGAGCAUCAAGGUCUCUCUCGGAGACGGCAGCGAUGACAGCAGCGACUCUUCUUCCACCACCGCUGCCCCUACCUCCACCAAGGGUUCUUCCUCCUCCACCAAGGCUCCUGCUUCUUCCACCAAGGCCCCUGCUUCCACCACCGCCGCUGAGCAGCAGACCACCACUGCCGAGCAGACCACCCUGGCUUCUUCCACCGCCGCUCCUACCAAGAGCUCCGGCGGUGGCAGCGCCAGCAACGGCACCGUCUCCUCCACCGGCUCUGUCCAGCCCACCAAGCCUCCCACCGUCCCCGGCAGCGCUGGUGCCCGCACCGCCGCUACCCUCGGCAGCGUCUUCGCUGUUGGUGCUGGCCUUGCCCUUGCUCAGUUCCUCCUGUAAACGGGACCCUCAAGUCACACUCCCCUUUUGUUUUGCUUUUUAGGAAUGUACUUAUUGUUGCGGGCAUGAAAAGCAUGUAGAUGGGGCAGAUCGUUUGCGUGCGGAGAAGAGAGCGGACCAAGCUAAUACUAUACAAAUUCGGGUUUUUUACACAAGCCGCCGUUUUUCUUGUUCAAUUGUACAUUCUGGCAACGGACACCAAAAUCUGUGGCAAGUCGUAUUCACUCGACCGAAAUAUUCCACCCAAUUUCCUUUUAUUCCUAUUCACUGCAAAUUACUUCUGGACGAGAACGCCUAUAAUGAUUUUUUUUUUUUUAAUGGGGGAGGUCUGCUCUUCUUCCCGCCGAGCCGAUUUCGGGUAAUGACGUUUGCUUGGAUUGAUGAAG